This is a messenger RNA of Stylophora pistillata, 2622 nucleotides long. RefSeq lists its product as uncharacterized. The record is from RefSeq and is a predicted model, not a curated record. NCBI's taxonomy places the organism in Eukaryota, Metazoa, Cnidaria, Anthozoa, Scleractinia, Pocilloporidae.
UCACGACAACAGACGUUAAGAAAGUAAUAAUGAUCAUGAUUUACAAGUCCUUUUGACGCUGUAUACAAUUUCUUGGUAGGAUCUCUGAUGUGAAGGAAGUGUAUAACAUGUAGUGGGGUGUUUCACUAAGCCCUGGACCGAAAAUAAAGUCAACUACUACGAUGAGUGUGAUAUUGACAGCGGUCGUUCUGAUUGGGGUUUACUGUGAGCUCUCGAAUGGACUUCAAAAGGAUAAGAAAGAAAAGGGGAACAAGCUUGUUCGCUUUUUUCAGGAUAACAAUGGGAGCGUACUUUUAAAGGAAAGCUCUGAUUCAAAUAAAGAUGGCGGGAAACUCCACAUGUCAUCUGUGAUUGACUCCACGGAGGAGAAAAGAAAAGAUGAGGACAGGAAAUUUUCAAGAAAGAAAAGCCUCAACGGAGAGAAGGAAACUAAGCAAGGAAAUACAACUACUUUGCCAGAUAUAAAAAAAGUUGUCGGGGAGAAAGAAAAUAAAACCGGAAACGAGAUCGAUAUCAGCAGCUCUAAGCCUAAAGGACGAAAAACCCAUGAUAAUGACAGUAGUCAAGAUAAAAAUAAACAAAAAGCUAGAAUUCGCCAGCUUCUCUGUGCACUUUUUAACAUUUCAAAUGAAAGCGAGGCUUGUAAAGACAAGCACCAUUCAAAGAAAGCCAUGAUAUGGCCAACGAGAAUGAUACCAUGGUUAAAGAAGGUACUUCUGAGUAAGCUGAGUCGGGGAUCAUACAAUCAAAUGCCCUUUCUAGAUGACAUGAACAGUCCUAGCGAGUCACCUUUUGGAGGAGGUAUUCAAAAUGGACUAUCUGACAAUUGGGAUAGUGAUCCACUUCUGAAUACACGUAGAAAGCAUCAUCAUGGUUUGAAAAUGGUUCCCUUGCUGAGGUCAUUAAAGGCAAGGCUGUACGGCCAUGGAAUGCCGGGUAAUUUUGGUAGCCUUAACGAGGCUUUGAAUGGUGAAGGACUUAAUGGAUUUGGCCCAAUGCCAACCCAAGGCAGCUCGAAGUUGAUUCACCAAAUACUUGGCCAGGCUAUGGGAAGUUCCGACAGGAAUUCUGUUUUAAACGAAAUGAUGCAAGAAUUUCUUCUUGCCAACAACCGUGAAGAGACAGGAGGCAAUGAAGCAUUUUCAGACUUAGCCGAAAGGAAUAGUUUCUCGCAACUUAACAACGGUCUUCAGAGCUCUCCACUUCUUCCAGAGCCAAACUUACAACUUCAAGGCGACAUGAGAACACCUUUGGCGUCGGAGCAACCUAUUCAUGCUCAAAUGUUGGACAAUGGUGCUAUUGCACCAAUGGCCAAUCAACCAGUUGGUAACUUGCCUUUGAAAGGUGCAUCUUUCAUGGGUGGUCGUUCUCCCAUAGGAAGAUCUCCUAUGAUUGGAAACCCCUCGACAUUUCCCUCGAUGAUCAAGUCGUUCGGCCCUCCAACAUCAAGAGGUUCUGAAUUUCAGAGUUCUGUGUUGGAAGCACCUCAGAAAGAAGGUUCGCUUCUACAAAGAGCUGGCGGAUUCGACCUUCCAAUAUCGUCUUCAGUGCUGCAACACACUUCGAAUCCUACUCAGCGUAUGUAUAUGGAAAAUGAAAGAGAAGACCAAGGCAUUUCCAAGCAGGGCGAUGACUUCGUAGAACGGAAUGAAGCCAGUGAAAGACGCUUACCAUUGCAUCAAUCAGUAGGUAAUAAUUUGGUGGUGGAAGAAAUAAGCGACAAUCAAGCGAGAGGAGGAAAUCUUCCGAUGCAAACGAACCCUGAUUUAGAUCGUAUAUUGAGGCUACAUUCUAGUUUUCGGUCACCAGAAAGCUCUUCCAUGUCAAAAGUUACUCGACUCGACCUCGAUAGUAACCUUGGACAUGGGUUACGGUUACCGGUUGGCUCCAUGGGUAUGCCCUCUGUCUUAUCCAAGGACGAAGAUUCCAUAAACUUUAACGAUUUAAACAAUGAUCGAUCCAUUGCAUUUAGAAGAGGAAAGGUUUUAAAGGGAGGGAAAAGUUUGCCCCUCUCAUCAAAGAAACCGCGAACGUCACAAAGCAAUAGACCUAAUACCAAGAAAAGCGCUGGAUAAAGCUGCAUUCACUCCGUUAAGUUAUUUCCUCUGCUGACAGUUCAGCUAUUAGAAGCAUUUAAUCAUCAAACUUCAUUUGGUGGUGAGAUGGGGUGUGGUAAUAGAUGAGUCUUGGUUUUUUUCAAAAUAAGGAAAUCCAACCAGUGAGCAGGAAACCAAACUCGAGUAACCGCUAGAAAAUAAGGAAGAGGUUAUUAAAAACAUGGAGCUGUUUCAGAGAGGCUCAGAGCAUUUGAGGGCGUGGGAAUAUCACGGGUGCCAUAAUAGGUCUGAAUGUAUGUUAAUAGAGCUACGUGUAGACAGUUAUUGUCAAAAUCCUUUAAAAAGUGAACAGACACCAUUCACGAACUGAUCAUGAUUAGUGCGAAGGCUUUUAUAUAUUAUACAAACCUUCAAGAAGUAAAGAAACAUACGCAAUCAAAUUAUCGGCGAACCACUCGCGCCAAGAACAGAGUGGAAAAAAUAAGAUUGUAUCAUAUGUGCAACUGUCAGUUACGUCGCUAUUUUCUAUUAACUAUGACUUGAAAAGAUAAACUUGAAAGGUAUA